GUUGACCAUUCGCAGUAGAUUCUCCUGUUUAGGGCGACUUGUUUCGGGAGCAUUGGGAUCUCCAAGUUGUAGAAGGGUAUCGUCUACAAUAGUACCAGCCGGCAUGAACACAUGAUCCAUGACUUUCUGCUUUAUCUGAAACAAAUUUUUUGCAGUUUUGAGUCCAAUGCCUGAGAGGAACAGAACCCCGAAGAGAAAAUUUGAUGGUUACACUGCAACAUUACCUCCACUUGAUGAUUUUGAUUCCUUGUACUACCUUCGCUGCCAUUCCGAGGACAACGAUCCAAAUGAUAACGAGACUAAAGUAUGGAGGUGUGCCUUUGAACCAAGGAAGGACAACUCUGGUAACACAAAUGUGUUAGCAACAUGUGGUGGAAAUAUUGUUUGUUUUAUUGACUGCAUCAGUGGGCGUGUCCUCAGGAGGUAUAAGGAUGACAAUGUCAAAGAGUCCUUUUAUACCUUAGCUUGGACAACACUGGAAACUACUGAUGGCAAAGGUUGUAACAUUCUGGCAGUUGCAGGGGAAGGUCGUGCCAUCAAGCUGAUUCAUCCAUCUCAACUUGUAAUGUAUGGAAAACUGCACGGUCACAAGAAGUAUGUCAGUUGUCUUCUCUUCCAUCCCAGCAUGCCACAUUGUCUCUUCAGUGGUGGUCAAGAGGGUUUAAUAUAUAUGUGGCAUAUCUGCAAACCAGAUGGAAGUCAACAUGUCUCGAUCACAAAUCCAGUGUUGAAAAUUGAUGUACCCGACACCGAUGCAAUCAACCUGGUGUUCUGUUUGAAAACCAACACACUGCUCGCAGCAUGUGAGGAAGCUUGCUUGGGUUGGAAUCUUGAUGCCAAGGAUAUUAAUUCCAAGAAUAAGAAGACUAAACUAAUUCCAGAACCUUCAUUCAAGUGUGUGUUCCCAGAUGCCAAUCCUAAUUUGACUGUUGAUGGGUUAGCUAGUCUACACGAUCAGUUUGUCGCUACCAAGCAGGUUGGUACUGGCAGGAUUCAUAUCUGGGACCUUGCAGAACAUGCUUCUUUAAAGAAGAAGAAAAUAAAAGUCCAACCACUGGCCACACUAGAAUACGCAUAUACAGAUGUGGAUUAUCUCAACUUUGGGUUUGCUGCUGGCAUCUUGGCAGUUGGUGAUGACAAAGGCAGCAUCUUUCUAUAUAAUGUGGAAAACAUCCUCAAGAAGAAGAAGAGUCUUGACAGCUUACUUGUUCCCUCAAAGAUUCUUGAGUGGCCUGUCUUGGAGUGUGAUGAAGAGACUGGUAUCGACAUGAAGAAACUCAGUGAAAACAAGAAAAUAGUGGUGAAUGCUGUUGCUGUCAGUGCAGAUAAGGACUAUAUUGCCUUUGGAACAGACAAUAAUCUUGUGUGUAUCUUGAACCGAGUCACAUGAUGGGUGAUGAAGAUGAAUGUUCCCUGUGAUCUUUUCGACAGUCACAUUUGUGGGAUUUUUACUUGUAGUUAACCUCGGGUGAUAAAAGUAAUAAAGCAUCAGUCCAUGUUUAUAACACUGGUGCAGAAAUACUGUUAGUAAGUUGGUGACAUUAAUUUGAAAUCCUGUUCAUAUGCUUACCUUUGUUUGACACCCAAUACCAAACAUUCAUUUAUUCCUUAAUUUGAAAAUACACUGCUAAAUUAAUUUUGUUAGCCUGACUAUAUGUAAUUUUCUUGUUAGUGUGUACAUGUAGAUGUAUUAACAAAAUUCCACUUUGCAAAUGAGGACUAUCUUUUUCAACUACAAAAAUUGAUUCAUAUUAUGUAGUUUUUUCCCUAGCUUGUUUUAGCAUGGUGCAGCACCAUACCUCAAUAGUGUAACACCAUCUUGCCUUAAUCAGCAUCAUGCUGCCCUGAGAUUAAAGGAGCCUUUUUCCCUAAUUAAU
Messenger RNA from Gigantopelta aegis, 1877 nucleotides. Its product is annotated as leucine-rich repeat and WD repeat-containing protein 1-like. Lineage: Eukaryota; Metazoa; Mollusca; Gastropoda; Neomphalida; Peltospiridae. The record is from RefSeq and is a predicted model, not a curated record. Gene Ontology annotation, biological process: chromatin organization; establishment of protein localization to chromatin. Gene Ontology annotation, cellular component: nuclear origin of replication recognition complex. Gene Ontology annotation, molecular function: protein binding; chromatin binding. Bases 167 to 1390 code for a protein of 407 amino acids. The transcript has 13 exons.